AUGACUCUCAUCCACUACCUCGAGUCCUCGCCCGUGCAGGCCCUCGGCUCGCUCGCCAAGCUGCUCACGAGCCCCGUCGUCACUGGCGCCGCCCUGCUCGCCUUCACCCAGGCACCGCCGGAGCUGCAGGCCGAAGUCGUCAGGCGCCUGUCCUUUCUCGGCGACAACGUCAAGCCCGAGACGGUCGAGCUGGCCCUCAAGGUCGUCUUUGGCUGGGGCCUGGUCAAGGGCGUCAACGCGGUCCUCAACUCGGCCGCGUCCAACGCGUGGCGCCUCACGAAAGCCCCCGGCUGGGACUGGCAGAACGAGGUGGCCGUCGUCACCGGCGGCUGCAGCGGCAUCGGCCGCAACGUCGUCGAGCAGCUGACGGCCAAGGGCGUCAAGUGCGCCAUCCUCGACGUCCAGGCGCUGCCCAAGGGCCUCGAGGGCCACCGCCACAUCCGCUACUUCAAGUGCGACGUCACCGACCCCGAGUCGGUCAACAAGGCCGCCGACGCCGUCCGCGCCGAGUACGGCCAUCCGUCCAUCCUCGUCAACAACGCCGGCAUCACCGUCCCCAAGAGCAUCCUCGAGAUCCCCCCCGCCACCCUCAACAAGGUCUUUGCCGUAAACACAAUCUCUCACUGGUACACGGUCCAGGCCUUUGUCCCGCACAUGGUCGAGGUCAACAAGGGCCACGUCGUCACCGUCGCCAGCAUGGCCUCGUUUGUCGCCCUCGCCAAGGGCGCCGACUACUCGGCCACAAAGGCCGCCGCCCUCGCCUUCCACGAGUCCCUCAACUCGGAGCUGCGCAACACCUACGACGCCACCGGCGUUCUCACGACCGUCGUCCACCCCAACUUUGUCGCCACGCCCCUCGUCGCCAAGUUUAGCAGCGAGCUCGAAAAGGGCGGCAUCCGCCUCCUCACCAGCGACGACGUCGCCCGCCAGCUCACCAACCAGGUCUUUGCCCGUAGAGGCGCGCAGGUCGUCUGCCCCGAGAGGCUGCAGUUCAUCACCGGCUUCCGCUCGCUGCCCGCCUGGAUCCAGUUCCCCGUCCGCAACAUGAUUGCCGCAAACUCCAAGAACAUUUAA
Molecule: messenger RNA, 1074 nt
Organism: Akanthomyces muscarius
Lineage: Eukaryota; Fungi; Ascomycota; Sordariomycetes; Hypocreales; Cordycipitaceae
Exons: 1
Coding region: 1-1074 (357 amino acids)
Molecular function (GO): oxidoreductase activity, acting on the CH-OH group of donors, NAD or NADP as acceptor
Source: RefSeq, a predicted model, not a curated record